GUCCGCUGGUCUCUCAUUCCUUCCGCUGAGCGGGCAUAUAGUUCACUGAGGGCCUUAUCUUCGACUUUACGAUCUUCCAAUAGUCUUUCCAGACGUCAGGUACUCGGGACCACCGAGUCUGCUACUAGUACGCGUCUGCCAUGUAUCCGUCCCGCCUUCCAUGUUGCACGUCCCUGCUAUCAUGCUGCCUCGCUAUCCUACUCCUCUCCGCCCCAACCUUCGCCAUUAAAUUUACUCUGCAAUCCUCCCGCUUCCCUCCAGCAAAAUGCAUCUGGAACACGGUACACGAGAACACGCUCGUCAUCGUGACCGCCAACGUCGGCCCAGGGGACAAGCAGCGCGUAGACGUGGAAAUUGUGGACAACAGUGCUACCAGGAACCAGUACUUGCACAAGAGGGACAUCAAUGGAGAGACGAGGCUGGCGAUUACGACCCAUGCGGAGGGGGAUGUCGGGGUGUGCUUCCGGAAUUACCUGGAUGGUGAUGUGCCUGACAAGGAGAGGCUAAAAUAUAGUCGCGUCAUUGACUUGGACGUCGACAUUGGGGCGGACGCCGUGGAUUACAACGCUAUUGCGAACCAGGAGUCGUUAUCGGGGUUAGAGGUGGAGAUGCGCAAGCUCGAGGGCAUCGUCCAGGAGAUCGUCGACGAGAUGAAUUACCUAAAAGCGAGAGAAGAGCGGUUCUCGCAGACUAACGAAUCGACGUUACGACGAGUGCAAAACUUCUCGUGGUUCAUCAUAUUCUCUUUGCUGGGACUCGGGGCAUGGCAGAUUUUCCAUCUGCGAGCAUACUUCAAGCGCAAGUACCUUAUUGACUAGGCUCAUCUCCCUUGUCGGAUUCUGGGACAGUAUGUAGUCAGCCUAAUCUAUGUAGCGCUAUUUUAUGGGCUUCACUCUGGAUAUUACCCUUCAGCUAUAGUGGGG
Molecule: messenger RNA, 923 nt
Organism: Gloeophyllum trabeum ATCC 11539
Lineage: Eukaryota; Fungi; Basidiomycota; Agaricomycetes; Gloeophyllales; Gloeophyllaceae
Exons: 4
Coding region: 141-818 (225 amino acids)
Biological process (GO): intracellular protein transport; Golgi organization; endoplasmic reticulum to Golgi vesicle-mediated transport
Cellular component (GO): Golgi apparatus; endoplasmic reticulum-Golgi intermediate compartment; endoplasmic reticulum
Source: RefSeq, a predicted model, not a curated record